Messenger RNA from Brachypodium distachyon (stiff brome), 1822 nucleotides. RefSeq names its product AAA-ATPase ASD, mitochondrial. The record is from RefSeq and is a predicted model, not a curated record. Lineage: Eukaryota; Viridiplantae; Streptophyta; Magnoliopsida; Poales; Poaceae. The coding region runs from base 102 to 1622 and encodes 506 amino acids. The transcript has a single exon. Gene Ontology annotation, molecular function: ATP hydrolysis activity; ATP binding.
CACCUGUGCAUUGGUGGGAGAGCUAGCUAGGUAGCAUUACUUAAGCGAAGACAACAUCAACAGCUAGCUAGCUAGCGUUGAGUGAAUAUCAAGAGGCACAUAUGGCGAUGUUGAUGGAGAAAUGGGCGGGGUUGGGUUCCAUGGUGGCCAGCAUCCUCUUCCUGUGGUCCAUGGUGCAGAACCACAUCCCUGAAACCCUCCGCCUCUACCUCACUACAAGUGCAACCAAGCUCACCUCCUACUUCAACCCUUACCUCACCAUCACCGUCUCCGAGUACAUCGGCGGGCGCUUCAAGCGCGACGACCUCUUCCUCGCCGUCGAGUCCUACCUCAGCGAUGCAUGUGCCCGCCGCGCGCGCAAGCUCAAGGCCGAGCUUGCCAAGGACAGCAAGAACCUUCGGGUCUCCGUCGACGACCACGAGGAGGUCACCGACGAAUUCGCAGGCGCCAUGCUCUGGUGGUACGCCUCCAAGCAACAGUCCAGGGGCGGCGUCAUCAGUUUCUACCCUGGUGAGGAAGACAGGCGCUUCUACCGGGUCGUCUUCCACCGCCACCAUCGUGAUCUUGUCAUCCACUCCUACCUUCCUUUUGUCCUCGCCGAGGGACGUGCCGUCACCGUCAAAAACCGCCAGCGUCGCCUCUUCACCAACAACUCUAGUGGCAGAUGGAGCCCCUACCGGCGCAAGAGCGUCUGGAGCCACGUCAAGUUUGAACACCCGGCGACCUUCGACACUCUCGCCAUGGACACCGACCAGAAGGAGUCCAUCAUCAGUGAUCUCAUGGCUUUCCAGGAGGGCAAGGAAUACUAUGCCAAGGUCGGCAAGGCAUGGAAGCGUGGAUACCUCCUCUAUGGCCCACCAGGCACCGGCAAGUCCACCAUGAUCGCUGCCAUGGCCAACUUCCUUGACUAUGAUGUCUACGACCUCGAGCUCACCGCCAUCAAGAACAACACCGAGCUGAGGAAACUCUUCAUCGAGACCACUGGCAAGUCCAUCAUCGUCAUCGAGGACAUUGACUGCUCCAUUGACCUCACCGGGAAGCGCCACAAGGACAAGAAAGGCGCCAAGGAGUCUGAUGAGGACGAAAAACCCAAGUUGCCGACAGACCCGGAGAAGGAUGAAGCCAGCAAGGUGACGCUCUCGGGACUUCUCAACUUCAUUGAUGGGUUGUGGUCCUCAUGCGGCGGUGAGCGAAUCAUCAUCUUCACGACCAACCACAGGGAGAAACUGGACCCUGCGCUGAUCCGGCAUGGUAGGAUGGACAAGCACAUCGAGAUGUCCUACUGUCGCUUCGAGGGCUUCAAGGUACUAUGCAAGAAUUACUUAGACGUCGUUGAGCACGAGCUGUUCAACGAGAUCCGACAGCUGCUCGAGGAAACCGACAUGUCGCCCGCAGAUGUGGCGGAGAAUCUGAUGCCGAUGUCCAAGAAGAAGAAGAGAGACCCCGACGUGUGCUUGGUAGGCCUUGUCGAGGCGCUAAAGAAGGCCAAGGAGGAUGCGGUGGUGGCCAAGGCCAAGGAGGAAGAGGAGGCUGAAGCAAAGAAAACCAAGGAGAAACAUGAGGAAGAGCUGAAGGAUGCCAAGGAGAAGGACGAAAGGAACGACAAAACUGUUUCCGUUUAAUCUGGCCGCACCUACUAUCCUUUCCUGUUUUCAAUAAGCUUUGUGUGAAUUGUGGCGAGCUCAGCGCUAUGUUUCUUUACUUACGGAAUAAAAAUGAAGUAAGAAAAGACGCAUAGUUACGCGUCGCAAAAAUAAAUAAAACGCCUUGUCUCCUUGGCACAAAGAUCUUUGUGUUCAUCCAAUUCAUCGUGUGUGUAGCU